This is a messenger RNA of Lathyrus sativus (Indian pea), 354 nucleotides long. NCBI's taxonomy places the organism in Eukaryota, Viridiplantae, Streptophyta, Magnoliopsida, Fabales, Fabaceae. The record is from the annotation of a GenBank genome assembly.
AUGUCUCUGCGGAUAAAGGCUGUGGUGGAUAAAUUUGUUGAGGAGUUGAAAGAAGCAUUGGAUGCUGAUAUUCAGGAUAGGAUCAUGAAGGACAGAGAGAUGCAAAGUUACAUCCAAGAGCGUGAGCGCGAGGUUGCUGAGCGCGAAGCUGCUUGGAAGGCUGAUCUUUCUCGUCGCGAGGCAGAGAUUGCCCGACAAGAAGCAAGGUUAAAGAUGGAGAGAGAUAAUCUUGAGAAAGAGAAAAGUGUCUUAAUGGGAACUGCAUCAAAUCAAGAUAACCAAGAUGGAGCUCUUGAAAUUACAGUAAGUGGUGAAAAAUACCGUUGCCUCAGAUUCGCCAAGGCAAAGAAAUAA